Molecule: messenger RNA, 2986 nt
Organism: Syngnathus typhle (broad-nosed pipefish)
Lineage: Eukaryota; Metazoa; Chordata; Actinopteri; Syngnathiformes; Syngnathidae
Gene: capn1a
Product: calpain 1, (mu/I) large subunit a
Exons: 22
Coding region: 161-2275 (704 amino acids)
Biological process (GO): proteolysis
Cellular component (GO): cytoplasm
Molecular function (GO): calcium ion binding; calcium-dependent cysteine-type endopeptidase activity
Source: RefSeq, a predicted model, not a curated record
CUAUUGCAGUGCCAGUGUGCGCGCGCGUGUGUGUAUAGUCUAUGAGGGCUGGACCUGCCCUCCUGGCUUUCGAACCGCUAGUCUUCACUUCCCCCAUUUUACACGAUUAGCAUCAAUCUACUGCAACAAGGAAAGACAAGAUUCAUUUGUAAAUCGGUGUAUGAAUCCUGUUGGAGGGAUAUCUGCAACCAUAAACGCCAACAGGCUGCGAGCAGAAGGCAUGGGCUCCUACGAGCAGGCGGUACAAUUCUCCAACCAGGACUACGAGUCACUAAAGCAGCAGUGCGUUGAGUCGGGCUGCCUUUUUGAAGACCCCUGUUUCCCUGCUGAGCCCCAAUCGCUCGGCUUCAAGGAGCUCGCUCCCUACUCUGCAAAAACCAGAGAUGUUGAGUGGAUGAGACCUACGGAACUGGUGAAUCAGCCUCAGUUCAUUGUUGGUGGUGCCACCAGGACGGACAUCUGUCAAGGAGCACUGGGGGACUGCUGGCUCUUGGCAGCCAUUGCUUCUCUCACUUUGAAUGAGAAGUUGCUUCAUCGUGUUGUCCCACAUGGGCAGUCCUUCGAAGAUAGCUAUGCUGGAAUUUUUCACUUUCAGUUCUGGCAGUUUGGCGAAUGGGUAGAUGUCGUCAUUGAUGACCGACUUCCUGUCAAUGAUGGCGAGCUGAUGUUUGUGCAUUCUGCUGAGGGCAAUGAAUUCUGGAGUGCACUGCUGGAGAAGGCUUAUGCUAAGCUGAAUGGCACCUACGAAGCUCUGUCCGGAGGAAGUACCACUGAAGGUUUUGAGGACUUCACAGGUGGCGUUUCGGAGUCUUACGAACUCAGCAAAGCUCCCAGAGAUCUGUAUAAGAUUAUCAGCAAAGCGCUGGAUAGAGGCUCCCUGCUAGGCUGCUCCAUUGAUAUUACCAGCGCCUUCGACAUGGAGGCUGUAACAUUCAAGAAGCUGGUGAAGGGCCAUGCCUAUUCAGUCACUGGGCUGAAGCAGCUGGAUUACCGUGGCAGACUGGAGCGUUUAAUCCGAAUUCGUAAUCCUUGGGGCCAAGUGGAGUGGACCGGUGCCUGGAGUGACAAUUCUUCGGAAUGGGACCAAGUUGAUCCGUCUGAACGGGAUGAAGUGCAUCUGCAGAUGGAAGAUGGAGAGUUCUGGAUGGCCUUCAGUGAGUUCCUCAGGCAGUUUUCCCGACUUGAAAUCUGCAACCUGACCGCCGACGCGUUGAAAGAGGACGCGCUCAGCCACUGGAACACCAUCAAGUUUCAUGGCACAUGGCGGAGGGGCAGCACAGCUGGAGGCUGCAGGAACAAUCCCAACACGUUCUGGAUCAACCCUCAGUAUAAGAUCACAUUAAUGGAGGAGGAUGAUGACCCAGACGAUGAUGAGGUAGCCUGUAGUUUCUUGGUGGCGCUGAUGCAGAAGGAUCGGCGCAGACAUCGCCGGCACGGUCAGGAUAUGCACACCAUCGGCUUUGCGUUGUAUGAGAUCCCAGAGGAGUUUAAAGGCUGCCAGAAUGUUCACCUGAAGAAGAAUUUCUUUCUGACCAAUCAAUCGUGCGCUCGUUCUGAGACUUUCAUAAAUCUGCGAGAAGUGAGCACACGGCUCCGUCUACCUCCUGGAGAGUACCUCAUCGUCCCCUCCACCUUUGAGUCCGGUAAAGAGGCUGACUUUGUCCUUCGCGUCUUCACUGAGAAGCAGUCAGAAACAGAAGAACUGGAUGAUGAAAUAUCGGCCGAUUUAGGAGAAGAGGAAGAAUUAACGGAAGAUGACAUUGAUGAUUCUUUCAAGUCCAUGUUUGCUCAACUAGCAGGAGAGGACAUGGAGAUUUCCAUUCGGGAGCUGAAGACCGUUCUGAACAGAGUCGUCUCGCGCCAUCAAGAUUUGAAGACGGAUGGCUUCAGUUUGGAAUCUUGCAGAACCAUGGUCAACCUCAUGGAUAAGGAUGGAAGUGCUCGUCUCGGUGUGGUGGAGUUCCAGAUCCUUUGGAAUAAGAUCCGAAAGUGGCUGCUUGUUUUUAGACAGUUUGACCUUGACAAGUCAGGGGCCAUGAGUUCCUAUGAGAUGCGUCUUGCUGUGGAGGCAGCAGGUUUUAAACUAAACAACAGACUGAACGAGGUUCUGGUGGCCCGGUAUGCGGAGAAUGAGAUGAUUGACUUUGAUAACUUUAUCUGCUGCUUGGUCAAGCUUGAGUCCAUGUUUAGGUCUUUCAUGCAGUUUGACAAAGAGUCAUCAGGAGUGGCUGAAUUGACUCUCAUAGAAUGGCUUUACCUGACCAUGUGUGGUUGAAGAGGACCAUAUCGAGUGAGGGAUGGCAGCAGCCUGCAGACUGCCAUGAUUGUUUUAACGCGUAGCCUUGAUAAUCCAGUAACGGUUUCCCACCCGAGUGUACCCAAAGUAGCAAAACUGUAUACACACACACACGGAUAAUAAAAGUGCAUCCAGGCCAAGUGUCCUGUAUUAAAAAGUUGUAAAACUAUGCAAACCUCAAGUAUGCAGCUAUCACUCCUGCAUGAGUAUGUGUGUAACCACAGAAUGUAAAGUUUGUUGCAUGGUGAUAUUUCAAUAUUUUAGGGUGGCUGCCUUUAAUGGUCCUAACUACAGUAUUUUGCAACAAAAACACAUUUGUUAUGUUAGUGCUUUAAAAUUGGGUUUUUACUAAUCAGAUUUACAGUUUGUUUUCCACCUUAUUUUUCUUGGUAUUUUUAAACUGAAAGUUCGACUUAAAUUUUGCAUUUAAAAAACAUUUAUAUUGUCUUGCUAGAAAUAAAGAUCAGAUAUAUGUGGGGUUUCAUCCCAAGGUUUUACUUUGCACUAAGAUUUUAGUUGUAGGGAACUGCUAGCAAAAAUGCCUCACAUUGAGAAACACUGUCGCUAACAUUUACAGGGAUCAUGAUAUUGGACUGCCUUAUUCAUGUCAUUAGCUAAAUUAAAAUGUGCCAGUUUUGUGUUGUGCCUUAAAUAACAUAACUAUAAAUAAAUAAUGCCAUUAACCUCCAA